Coregonus clupeaformis (lake whitefish) is the source of this 1453-nucleotide messenger RNA. Its product is annotated as serine/threonine-protein phosphatase 2A catalytic subunit alpha isoform-like. Gene Ontology annotation, cellular component: cytosol. Gene Ontology annotation, molecular function: protein serine/threonine phosphatase activity. Gene Ontology annotation, biological process: peptidyl-serine dephosphorylation; mitotic cell cycle. Bases 326 to 1255 code for a protein of 309 amino acids. The transcript has 7 exons. The record is from RefSeq and is a predicted model, not a curated record. Lineage: Eukaryota; Metazoa; Chordata; Actinopteri; Salmoniformes; Salmonidae.
ACUCCCUCAUUGAUUGUUGUUGGGGGAAGAAGCAGGGUUGGGUCCACGGAAUUUCAUACAGAGCCAGUUUUCUGCAACUGCGGCUGUUCCACGCAUUUCUUUAGCUAUUUCAUAUAAACAGGAGAUCGAGGCACAUGCAGCGCUUAUUUUUUUUAACGAGUAGCUAGCUAGUGGGGGGGGUUGAACCAAUUUAAAGCAGGGUCGGUAAACUAGCUAGCUCGUGCAUUCAUUUUUGACGAAGGCAGAUAGAGUGCGAAUGACGAGAACGCAUUAGCCAGUAUUAGCUAAACUAGUUUUCAAUAGGUAACCUGAAAUAUAACCAGACAUGGACGACAAGUCAUUCACUAAGGAAUUGGAUGGGUGGAUUGAGCAACUCGGCGAAUGCAAGCAGCUCUCGGAAAACCAAGUCAAAGCCCUUUGCGAGAAGGCCAAAGAGAUCCUGACGAAGGAGUCUAACGUGCAGGAGGUGAGAUGUCCGGUCACCGUGUGCGGAGAUGUCCACGGCCAGUUCCAUGACUUGGUGGAGUUGUUUAAAAUCGGAGGGAAGUCUCCGGACACCAACUACCUCUUCAUGGGAGACUAUGUGGACAGGGGCUACUACUCUGUAGAGACAGUCAGCCUCCUGGUAUCUCUCAAGGUUAGGUACCGUGAGCGAAUCACAAUCCUUCGAGGGAACCACGAGAGCAGACAGAUCACCCAGGUGUACGGCUUCUACGACGAGUGUUUGAGGAAAUACGGAAACGCCAACGUCUGGAAGUACUUCACAGACUUAUUUGACUAUCUGCCCCUCACUGCCCUGGUAGAUAACCAGAUCUUCUGUCUCCACGGUGGGUUGUCCCCCUCAAUAGACACACUGGAACACAUCCGAGCGCUGGAUCGCUUACAGGAGGUUCCUCAUGAGGGUCCGAUGUGUGAUCUGCUGUGGUCAGACCCUGAUGACCGUGGUGGCUGGGGCAUCUCUCCCCGCGGUGCCGGCUACACCUUUGGACAGGACAUCUCAGAGACCUUCAACCAUGCUAACGGACUCACCCUGGUCUCCAGAGCUCACCAGCUGGUCAUGGAGGGUUAUAACUGGUGCCAUGACCGUAACGUAGUGACCAUCUUCAGUGCACCCAAUUACUGCUAUCGCUGUGGAAACCAGGCCGCCAUCAUGGAGCUGGAUGACACACUCAAGUACUCCUUCCUUCAGUUUGACCCCGCCCCUCGCAGAGGAGAACCCCAUGUGACCCGCCGCACUCCUGACUACUUCCUGUAAAAGAUCCCAAUGCCUGUAAAGUAUUGCUAUAGAUUCUUUUUAGUCAACGUGAAGAAGAAGAAGAAGGUGAAAGUGGGAGAAGGGAGCAACCGACCAUCGGAGUUGUGACAAAUUAAGCAUCCAUCUAUCCAUGGACCAAAAAUGUGUGCCAUCAUUUCACAAUGCAAAAUGGAAAAAAUGUCACAUUCAUCUUUUAAA